Messenger RNA from Trichogramma pretiosum, 676 nucleotides. RefSeq lists its product as uncharacterized. The transcript is spliced from 3 exons. NCBI's taxonomy places the organism in Eukaryota, Metazoa, Arthropoda, Insecta, Hymenoptera, Trichogrammatidae. The record is from RefSeq and is a predicted model, not a curated record. The coding region runs from base 129 to 524 and encodes 131 amino acids.
UCUCGCAGUCAUAGCUCUGUUCUUUUUGAGCUUUCGAGGCAGUGACUACUCUGACUCAGCCGAGUGUGCCAGCAGAAGCAGCAGAAGCAAUCGAUCGAAUCAGAAGUUUUAGCACAUCAAAAGUGAAAAUGUUUGGAAGCAAAUCGACCGUCGCCCUCUUGGUGCUAGCCUUCGUGGCCUCCACUUAUGGACUGCACUUCUAUGAGGAAGGUAUGCCCAUCAGCAGCGAGGAAGCUAACCGUCGCCAUUUAACUCUGUCGAAAUCCAAUAACACCUUCACCACAACUGCCGAUUCUGGCUUCGGAGUUACAACCACCGAAGGUUACAAGAUUCAUUACUACAAAGCCCAGAGCGUUUACGGAGAGUUCACAGUCGUCUCAGGUGGUGUUGGACACAACAGCAUCAGCUUCGAGUACAAAAACCCAAGUGGAAAGGAGGACAAGUUCCUCGUAAACGUGGAAGCUUCGGCUGACAUCGACAAGAUCUGGCCAAGCAGCCCAAGAAAAAUGAGAACCAUCCAGUGAUUUCGCCAUUAAGCAGUUUUUAAUUUUUUUAUAACUAGCCAACGAAAUGUUACGCUAUUUUUUUAAUUUUUUCACUUUUUAAACUAUCGAUUAAACAUGUGUGAUUAUUUGUAAAUUCAAUUGCUCGCAAUAAAGAUGUUGAGAGACUAUAA